Cheilinus undulatus (humphead wrasse) is the source of this 5577-nucleotide messenger RNA. RefSeq names its product ataxin 7 like 3a (gene atxn7l3a). Gene Ontology annotation, biological process: regulation of transcription by RNA polymerase II; positive regulation of DNA-templated transcription. The record is from RefSeq and is a predicted model, not a curated record. The transcript is spliced from 13 exons. Gene Ontology annotation, molecular function: transcription coactivator activity. Gene Ontology annotation, cellular component: SAGA complex; DUBm complex. NCBI's taxonomy places the organism in Eukaryota, Metazoa, Chordata, Actinopteri, Labriformes, Labridae. Bases 266 to 1363 code for a protein of 365 amino acids.
GACAGUUGGCCUCGUCCAUGUCAGGCGGGUUUGUAUCGUUAAUUUAACCGACACCUGCCACACAAAAUGGUUUCAUAAUGGCUUUUUGUGUUUAUUGGCGAUGAAAUUAUGGAUGUAGCAGCGACCCGGGCAUCUUAUUGACGUUAUUUUUUUUGUAGACUGACACGGUGAUGUUGCCUCCCUCAGAGGAAGUACCUGGUUCGGGCUGAGUUUUCGGUCAACAUCUCAUUACUCUGCUAUCAAGAUUUCCUACACAGAUUUUCAAAUGAAAAUGGAGGAUAUGCUCCUGACUGGCCCAGACAACACCAAACUGGAGGCCUUGGUCCAUGACAUCUACUCUGAGCUGGUGGAAGAUGCCUGUUUGGGCUUGUGUUUUGAGGUGCAUCGUGCUGUGAAACAGGGUUAUUUUUUCCUGGAUGAGACGGACCAAGAGAGCUUGAAGGAGUUUGAAAUUGUGGAUCAGCCAGGGGUGGACAUAUUUGGCCAAGUGUACAAUCAGUGGAAAAACAAAGAGUGUGAGUGCCCGAACUGCAAAAGAUUGAUAGCAGCGUCUCGCUUCGCUCCACAUUUGGAGAAAUGUCUUGGGAUGGGUCGCAACAGUAGUCGCAUUGCCAACCGCAGGCUUGCCAGCAACAACAACAUGAGCAAAUCAGAGAGUGAUCAAGAAGACAAUGAUGACCUUAACGAUAAUGACUGGUCCUAUGGAGCAGAGAAAAAAGCCAAGAAGAGGAAGUCAGAUAAGAAUCAAAAUUCCCCAAGAAGAUCCAAAUCUUUAAAGCAUAAAAAUGGUGAUCUUGGGAGCAGUGUCCCUUCAGAGCCUUACAAGUUCAACUAUAAUACCGGCAUCAACUAUGAGACUUUGGGCCCUGAUGAAGUCAGAUCACUUUUGACCACACAAUGUGGGGUGAUCUCAGAACACACCAAGAAGAUGUGCACCAGGUCUCAGCGGUGUCCCCAGCACACGGACGAACAGAGGAGGGCUGUCAGGGUGUUCCUCCUGGGGCCGUCCGCGCCACCACUGCCCAGUGCAGAAGCUGUGACGGAGAGCAAUAGCUUCGACAUUCCAGACGGACAGACCCUGGUGAGCCGCCUGCAGUGGGAAGACUCCCCUGAUAUUUCACCUGCUGACUCCGCCUCAUCUAAAGCCAGCACCAACCAUUCAGACUCAAGGAGGCCCAAGAAAAAGAAGAGGAUGCCUCUUAGUCUGAAUCCUGUAGGAGGAGGUGGCAGCGGAGGAGGAGGAAGUCUGACAGGCGGCAGUAGCAGCAGCAGCUCACAGAGUAACAUCAGCUUAUCGAGCAAAAAGAAGAGGCCUAAACUCCCAGCACCUUCAAUUUCUAGUAUCUAUGAUGACUUAAAUUAAAGUAGGCACUGUGUUUGACCAGAAAUCCUUUUUUCUUACAGUCCUCCAUUUACCUGACUGAAACUUUACAGAGGAGUUCUUAUUUAUUUAUCAUUGCAAAGGUAAUGAACAUUCCUUUCUCUGUCUUUAAAACUGUGUUUGGGGUCAUGGAGUCCGGUAAGAACAUCACAUCAUUAAGCAGACUUCACAAAAAAAUGAAACACCUUGUUACUUCUGCAUAAAUUAAAACCAGUAAAAAUGAGGGAAGGAAAUUUUAGCAGCAAAAUGCUGAAAAAUGGAAGGAUUGAUGACAGAAUUAGUCAGAAUCUUAGCUGAGCUAAGUUGAAGGGCCACAUUUGGGUCAGUUAGUAGAAUUUGAUGCCUGCAUAGUGGGCAAAUUUUUAACACAAGUGCAAAUUUUGUUUUUAAAGUUCUCUUUUCUGUUCAGCACUUUGAAUCUGAUAUUUUCAGGCUCCAUAUUUGUAAAUGAACUUCAACCACUUUCCAUUCAGCACUUGAGCGAACUAGAUUCUCAUGCCUUAGUGGCUCUUUGUAACUCUAGCAUCGUCUUGCACAGUUGUUGUUUGAGUGCCUCUUUAUGCUGACUUGCAUUCAGUCACUUUUUUGUGUCAUGUAUUUUUAAGUAAGUUAUAUCUAUUUUCAUAAAACUAUGCAUCUAAGAAUGUGGCUUUUUGUGAAGUAUGAGUGCCAUUUUUGAUAUGACUUUUCUUGUUUAUAUCACCAAUGUAUUUAUUAUUUAUUUUUCUAUUAGCCACUGCCUUUUAAAUGAUGCUCUUUGUAUGUGACUUUAGAUAUCUGAUGACCAGCAGGCUCUUAGGGCACUUCUUGUACAGUUCAUGUAUAUGUGAGACUAAAAACUAAGAGUCCUGUAUUUCCACAGAACAAUCAUUUUAACUCGUAGUUCUAUUCUGCUUGUUGUAGAUUGCACCGUGUGAAGAGUGCAGCAGUACUGCUUGUAAUUCGGUAGGAUGAAGCAACAAUGUUGCUGUUGUGAGAUCUUUCACAUGCUUUAAACCAGUGUUUCUCAACUGAUCCAGUCUCAGGACUCACCAACAGGUCUUGAAAGAGAAGCUGCAACCCAGCUUUCUGAAAAAUGUUAACCGUUUAAUGGAAAAUGUUGCAGUUUGGUGCCUAGAUGGAAAAAAAAUGUGAUUGAACAGAGAGGACAAAACAAACAUGUUUAACAGAAGCCCUGGGAGGAGAUGAAUGCAGACAUUUGAUUUGGCUCUGUUUCCUGUGAUAACACGUCAAUGUUUGGUGUUUUCUAGACAUCGAGAAAUUAACAUAAUAUGGUAAAAGCAUAAAAUAAAUAUGAAAAGGUCUUGAGAAAGCAAUUGACAUUUAGUCACUAUCAUGAAAAAGUAAAAGAGAAUAUGUAGAUGUAUGUCUGCUUUGGGCUUCCAUACAUGUCAGACUUCUUGCCCCAGUUUAUUUUCCAGUGGACAUGUAUGUCAUCAACUUUUGAGCCUUAACCUACCAGUUGAGAACCACUGCUUUAAAGUACAGACACUUUUUUACUUGUACAUAUUAUUUUAGUCUGCAAAAAGAAGAUGUCAGAAAAAGCAUUUUAUUUGUUGUGUAACCUGGGUACAAGGACAAUACAGUUUGGUUUUAUGCUACUGAAUAAUGGUACAGCUCUAAGGGUCAGUCUGAAUUAGAAAAGUCAUUGAAUUGUAUAGGUUAAAUAAUGUUAUAAACUUCCUGAGUUUUUCCUUUUGCACAAAUUUGACAAGGGGGCCAGCAGGAAGAAGUCCUAGGAAAGUCAGGCCAUGGCCAGUUGCACCGACAGCUUCCCAAAUUAGUUAGUUUUGUGAAUGUGUGGAUACACCAAGAUGGUGAUUGGUCAGACAUAUUUUUAGCACUUUGGCCUUUUCAUGUCAGGUAUAUUCAAACCCAAGAUAAUUUCUCAUUGCUUUAGUUAUCUGUCGUAAAAGACAUGUUAAAUGCCUUCUAACAAUUCCAAUUACUACGUUCAUUUAACGUUUUGUUUGAGAGAUCUCCUUUUUAGUUAAUUAUUGGCAAAGUUUUCUUACAGAAGUAGUUCCUUACUGGUCAAAUCCGAGUACCCACCAUCAACUCCUCAGGGGAAAAUUGUGACCCAAAUUUUUUAUAUGUUUUGACCAAUUGGAGUUACUGAAUGAAAAAUAGUACAGUAUGGACCUCAUAAUGUACAAAUGCAACAAAUCAAAUAGAUGGGACAAAAAAAAUUUUUUUUUAAGAGUUGCAUGCACUUUUCGAUGGAAUUUUUGUUACGCCUCCGGGACCAACCAGUUUAGAACCACUGUCUUGCACCAUGUCCUGACUACAUGCAAUGCAAGUGAGCAUCAGUGGUGGAAUCAGCUUGAUUACGCUGGUUUCUGUUGUAGUGUCCUGACAGCAUGCAAGUGAUGCAGUGCAAUGUUUUACCCCUCGUCGCCCCAUUCCUAUUUUCCUCUCUGUCGCUUUGUUGAGAUGGAAGAGGAACAAGGCAAGAGGAACAUGACAAGGCAUCAGUGGUGUCAGACAGGCAGAUUUCCUUGAUUUUCUUUAUCUUUCCUCACUCGAUGGAGCUUGUUAGCUUGCUAUACUGUACAUAUGUUGGUGUAUUAAUAACAACCAUAUCCAUGUUUAAAAUGUGCCAACAUUGAGACAAAACUAUUUGGCUCAAAUCUGUCAAAGACUCAUCGGUACAAAGUGCCACACUUCCUUAAAAGCACUAGGUGCCAUUCUCUACAAGGAAAGCCUAAAAUUCAUAGACGAAGAAUACAUUUGUAAUGAUGCAGUGUGGACAGAGAGCAUGCAAUGUGACAUGUCUGACACUCACGUACUGUAAGGACACAGUGUUAAAAAUGCCCCAAAAUCUUAACUGUUAAGUAGGAGACUGAUAUAUACAGCUGAAUAGUAUUAAAAAGGACUAAGUCUAAGGGACUGUCUUAGAGAAAAGAAGGGCUUAAGUUGUAUCAGUCCUUCAGAAGGUUCAUGGACCUCAUGCAGGCCUGGAUGAUAGCCAUCAGGAGGCCAGAGCAGAACAGGGCCAAGGCUGACACUGCAAGCACCAAACUGCCAUGUGAUCCCAUACUGAGAUGACCUUCAGAAGGUCUAAAGCUGUUUGAAAAAUUGUAGACCCUUUCAGGACAGCAUGCCCUGAAAAUUUUCCACCAGUAAGAAACAUUGUGAAAAACAUUUAGUAAGCUGUCUCUCAGUGAAUUUUCCAUUUUGUGUUUAAGUCUCCAAUUUGAAACUUUAUUUAUCCAAUCCCUGCAGUUUUAAAUUUAACUGUAAUAAAACUGAUGAUUGACCAAGUCUGAUCAGACAUUUUUAAAUGUUUUUUAUUUUCACAUGUUGAGGCUUGUGAUAACUUUGCUCUUUUGACCCUUUCCAGUGCGGUCUUGUGAUGUGCACUAUUCAUGAAUGAAGUGUUGUGAGAUUCUUUAAUAGAUAUGCGACUCUGUUUUCCUCUGAAGAAGCAAACCGCUGAUGUUCUCUUGUGGCUUUGUGCAUUUGUAUGCAGUAUGAAUGAAUUUUAUAUUCUAAAUUAUUUUUCAUGCACAUUUCUGUGAGCUAAUGACUGUUGUUUAUGAACACAGUGUUCUUUUUUUCCCUUUUUGAUGUGUGAAACAUUGUUUGUAUAUAAAUAAACUAAGUCUCUACAUAGGAGUUGGCUUCUUUAGAAUCCAUAGAGAAAGUGAAACUGAUUUGGUUUGAAAUGCUUUAAUUUGAGACAUCACUGAAGCCAGAGCAGUCCAGCAUAAUCAGAAGGGGGUCACUGUCCCACUCCAAAUCUUUUAAGUGCCAGAUGCCGGUUCAUCGGAUUCAUUCUAUCAUUUUAUUUACAGAAAAUACACAAUAUAUUUACAUAAUCUUCCCCAAAGUGUCUAUCUUCAUGACAAGUAAUUAUUUUAAUUAGCCUAACUCUACAUAGCAACAGUUUUGGGGUAACAAAAAUAUCAGAAUUGUUUAGCGUAGUGCAGUUGCAGCUGUACAGUCCACAUUAGCUUACAUAGAGUUUUAAUCAUUGAAAUAAAGCAACAAGAAAGAGAAAACUUGGUACACGGCACAACAGUGAGUGGUUCCAAAUGAGUUUAGAUUCUUGCAUCUAGCAGUUAUUUUUAUAUUUCUAUAUCACGGAUACAGUGGCCUAUAAAACCUUUGACGCACAGGACAGCAUCAUGAUCUUUAGCAACAAUAAAAGCAGGUAAAAAGAGAUGGUGUUUCAGCAUGGAGUGGAUGAUAAA